GAGCGUCGGCGGCCUGGAGGAGCACAUCCGAUGCCUCAAGGAGCUCGUCCUAUUCCCGCUCAUGUACAAGGAGCUGUACGCGCGGUUUCACAUGAAGCCCCCCAGGGGGGUGCUGUUCUACGGCCCCCCAGGCACUGGUAAAACGUUGGUGGCGGGGGCCUUGGCCAGCGAGUGCAGCCAAGGGGAAAGAAGGGUGAGCUUCUUCAGCCGCAAAGGCGCCGACUGCUACAGCAAAUACGUGGGCGAGUCCGAGCAGCGACUGCGUGCGCUGUUCGAGGAGGCGAGGAUCAUGCAGCCGUCUAUCAUCUUCUUCGACGAGAUGGACGGCCUGGCGCCGACGCGCUCCUCGCGGCACGACAUCGUCCACGCCAGCGUCGUGUCGACGCUGCUGGCCCUCAUGGACGGCCUGGACUCGGCGCACGACGUUAUCGUGAUAGGCGCCACCAACCGUAUCGACGCCAUUGACCCGGCGCUCCGCCGCCCCGGCCGCUUCGACAAGGAGCUCUUCUUCCCCCUGCCGUCGCACCAGGCCCGCGUCGACAUCCUCCGCGUCCACCUGCGCCACUGGCGUCGCAGGCCCCCCGACAGCCUGGUCCAGCAGCUGGCCGCGAACACGGUGGGCUACUGCGGCUCCGACCUGCAGGCGCUGUGCACCGAGGCCGUGCUGUGCGGCCUGCGCCGAGCCUACCCGGACAUCUACUCCUGCAACAACAAAGUCAAGAUAAACCUCUCCACCCUCAUGAUCGAGGAGCGGGACUUCCAGGCGGCGCGCGGGCGCCUGGUUGCCGCGUCGCAGCGGGUGCUCUGCUCGCCCGUGCAACGCCUGCCCCCGCAGGUCCGCCCCCUGCUGCAGGGCCAGCUUGACCGCGCCCAGGAGCAGCUGCGCCAGGCACAUCCCAGGGCCUUCUUGUUCCCUCAGCUGGCGAGCAGGCUGGGGGAGGUGGAGGCUGGCCGCUGCCCCGCGCUGCUCAUGGCGGGCGAGGCGCUGCACGGCCACACGCCGUACCUCGCGCCCGCCCUGCUGCACCACCUCGAGCACCUCCCCGUCACCGUCAUCGACAUCGCCAGCCUGUUCGAGCACUCGGCGCGCGCCACCGAGGAGGCCUGCAUCCACCGGAUGCGGCAGGCGCGCCAGCACCUGCCCGGCGUCCUCUAUCUGCCCGAUCUGACGUCCUGGUGGGACUUGGUCGACGAGGCGACGCGCGCCGUGUUCCUGACCCUCGCCGGCCGCCUGGACGGCAGCACGCCGCUGUUGCUGCUCGCCACCGCGCACACCCAGUACCGCGACCUGCCCAGCGGCCUGCGGCAGCUGUGGGGCGAGUCCCGCGGGGAGGUGUUUGUCACCGCGCCGCCCACCGCGGAGGAGCGCGAGGCCUACUUCAAGCCCCUGCUGCUCGGCAGGGCGCUCGCGCCGCCCCCGCCGCCCGCCCCCGCGUCUGCACCAGCCUCGUCCACCGGCGGGUCCGGUUCGUCGUCGUCCGGCCCCCCAAGACGUCAGCGAACGUCACCAGAUCGAGACGGCGGACUUUCUGACAACUCGUCCAGCUCGGUGCGUCUCAGCGAGUCGGACUCGGACCACCACCCGCAGGGCGUGGCCUUGGAUCAGGACGCCGACGACGAAAUGGACCCCAACGAGGAUGACACCGACGACGGGGUGGCCGACGUCCGCGAGGACGAUGACGGUGACCCCCUACGCGAAUGCGUCAGUCGCCUCCUUAGCAACAUGGCAGGCGGGGUGCACGGCGGGGGCGGGCCGUACUUCCUGCGCUCGCGCUCUCGGCGCGCUGGCAGCGGGGGCCGCUCGCGGUCCCGGUCCCGCGGGAGGACGAGCAGGCCGACCAGCGUGAGGACGGCGCGCUCCCGCGGCCUGAGGGCGGCCAGCAGGGGGUCGCACAGGUCGCGGUCGCGCUCUCGACGGGGUCGGUCCGAGAACUCCAGGGACAGGCCGUCGCCCUGCCAGGCAAACGACAGCAGACGUCCAGAAGAGGAAAACGCGGGGAAGCAGACCAGCGGUGAGGCCCGCCCCGAGGACGAGGAGGAGGUGGUGGACGGGGUGGAGCUGGAGGUGCACGUCGACCGCGCCGGCCUCGGCAACCUGCUCCGCCGCGUCGUCCGCGUGAUGGCCGACCGGCCCGUCCGCGCCCUGGAGAUGCUGCACGCCUCCCUCGCCGGCGUGGUGGCCAAGUACGCGAUGCUGACGGACCGGCGCGACCUCGUCCAGGCCCUGGACUCGGUGGUGGACGCGUACCAGCAGCAGAACCAGACCAGGUCCCCGAGCACCCCGAGCACGCCCUAGGACCGGGCUGCACACCGACCACCAAGCCCGCGUCCCCGUCUCCUCAGCCGGCCAAGUAUAGAACGACAUGCGAGAUAAAUAAACAGAAUAA
Molecule: messenger RNA, 2387 nt
Organism: Frankliniella occidentalis (western flower thrips)
Lineage: Eukaryota; Metazoa; Arthropoda; Insecta; Thysanoptera; Thripidae
Product: ATPase family AAA domain-containing protein 2-like
Exons: 14
Coding region: 62-2296 (744 amino acids)
Biological process (GO): positive regulation of transcription by RNA polymerase II
Cellular component (GO): nucleus
Molecular function (GO): histone binding; chromatin binding; ATP hydrolysis activity
Source: RefSeq, a predicted model, not a curated record